Messenger RNA from Diospyros lotus (date-plum), 2790 nucleotides. Its product is annotated as serine/threonine/tyrosine-protein kinase HT1-like. The record is from RefSeq and is a predicted model, not a curated record. Lineage: Eukaryota; Viridiplantae; Streptophyta; Magnoliopsida; Ericales; Ebenaceae. The transcript is spliced from 5 exons. Bases 579 to 2051 code for a protein of 490 amino acids. Gene Ontology annotation, molecular function: ATP binding; protein kinase activity. Gene Ontology annotation, biological process: protein phosphorylation.
AUUUAUUCCUUCUCAGGCUUUGCUUUUUCGUUGUCUAUGCGCCAAUUCUGACUUUCCCGGAGGCGGGUCCACCGUCCACCACGCCACUCCACCACCACCACCGUAAGCAACGUCAGCAACGCCGCCGUAUAUCGUAUACGUCUUUGAAGGUGUUGGUGUUUGACUUUGAAGCGAUAUAGGGUGCGUUGUUGAGUUGAUGGUUGGUAGUGGUCAGGGUUCUGUUGGUGGGUGCGAGAUAGGGGUUGGUAGAUCUUUCCUCUAAUGAUUUUUGAUGGGAUUUUGGGGCGAUUCUGAUUCUGAUGGCAUGAGAUAGGGAGGUUUGCUUUUUGGUGGCAUCAAUUCAUAUUCUGGCGCAUCGUUAUUUUUGCACAAAGGAUUUCUCAAUCCCAAUGGUGUUGGAAUUUUGAAUUUUAAGAAUUUUUCUGUUGAUGGGGUUGAAGGAAGUUCAUGGAUGGAGUUUUAUAAAACAUAUGCGAUUUCCUGAGGAAAAUUCUGAUUUUAUACCCUCUUCUCAGCUAGAGAAGAAGGAAUACAAGAAUAGGUUUGCUAGUGGGUACCAAGUGUGUUAGUAGUUGGCCAUGGAGGACGAGGCUAAUUCUUGGUUAAGGAGAACAAAAUUUUCUCACACAGUGUGUCAUCGGUUGGAUUCUACAAGGUUGGCCUCUGUUCCUCUCAUCAUCUUCCCACGAGACCAGAAAUUGGCGGUAAAAUCUAGACCUGCAAAGCCUUCUGUUGGUGCAAAAUCCAGUCCUUCCGUUGCACAGAUUCUGCAAAAUCCCGUCACUAACAAACAGAGGUCUGUAUCACCUCUCCCUGAAACUACACUUCCCGAUGCAUUUAAGGAAGCUCGAUCUGAUCAGAAGAGAUUCUCUACUCCUCCUCCUCAAAGAAGAGAAGAGAAGGGAGCUAUGGGCAAAUUAUUUCACAAAGAUUGUCAAGAAACUCAGGCACCGAAGUCCAAGUCAAUCAGAAGUACCAGCCCACUUAGGCACUUCACUCCGCUGAAGAUUCGUGAUAAACAUACAAGAAAGAAAGAAUCCUAUUGGACAAAGUAUUUUGACCAUGGAGUUGGCCGAGUUACAUCUGUGGAAACAGCAGAUGAGUGGAUGGUUGACCUCUCUAAACUAUUUAUUGGGCUUAAAUUUGCUCAUGGGGCUCAUAGUCAGCUGUACCAUGGGAAAUACAAGGAUGAACCUGUAGCAGUGAAACUUAUUAGGGUACCUGAUGAUGACAAAGAUGGCAGUCUGGCUGCUAGUUUGGAGAAGCAGUACGUAUCUGAAGUCACUCUUUUGUCUCGGCUGCAUCAUCAAAAUGUCAUAAAGUUUGUAGCAGCGCGCAGAAAGCCACCAGUUUUCUGUAUUAUCACAGAAUAUCUUUCUCAGGGUUCCUUGAGGGCAUACCUUCAUAAGCUUGAGCAUAAAUCUCUUCCAUUAGAGAAAUUAAUUUCAAUUGCUUUGCAUAUUGCCCGAGGAAUGGAAUACAUUCACUCUCAAGGAGUAAUUCAUAGGGACCUCAAGCCUGAGAAUAUCCUUAUUAAUCAAGAUUUUCACAUUAAGAUUGCUGAUUUUGGUAUAGCUUGUGAGGAGGCAUACUGUGAUAUUUUGGCAGAUGACCCUGGAACUUACCGUUGGAUGGCACCUGAAAUGGUCAAACGUAAAUCAUAUGACAGGAAGGUUGAUGUGUACAGCUUUGGACUUAUUCUAUGGGAAAUGGUAGCUGGGACCAUUCCUUAUGAGGAUAUGACACCAAUCCAAGCAGCUUUUGCCGUAGUUAACAAGAAUUUGAGGCCAGCUAUGCCUGGAGACUGCCCAGCCGCCAUGGGUGCUCUGAUUGAGCAAUGUUGGUCCUUGCAUCCGGAGAAAAGGCCAGAAUUUUGGCAGAUUGUAAAUGUUUUAGAGCAGUUCAAGUCUUCACUUGCCCGUGAUGGAACCCUCAAGCUGAUGCAAAACCCAAAAUGUCAGGAGCAUAAGAAGGGUCUUCUCCACUGGAUUCAGAAGCUUGGUCCUAUGCAGCCUAGCAGUUUAGCCAUGCCCAAGCCUAAAUUCAUAUGACUCUUUCUUGUGUUUUGGCUUGUAUAGUUUCACUGGGUCAGUGUGCAAUUAAGAUUGCUAUUUUUUAAACCCUUUAAUUUUUUUGUUUUUUUUUGAAACUUUAUGAAUUAGUAUUACUUUUAAGGUGCAUUGAUGUGGAAUUACCUUCCAUUUUCAUGUACAUAGACAACAUACAGCAUGAACAAAUUUUAAAUAAAAUAGCAAAAUUACUCUCUUCCUACAAGGUUUUGUUUUUUUGUCUUAAGAUUCUUUUAUGGUUGGUGGUAUGUUUCCUAUUAUAUUUAAACAGAAGUUAUUGUUGUUUCAAGAAGAAUGCUUGAAAACAUAUAUGAUCUCAAUGACGACCUGCUUUCUUACUUUGGAAAUAUUGCCUACGUACCCAGACUGGUACAUCAAAUAUCCAUUUAUGAACACCUUGUUGGGAGCACAUCCAUGUGGGACAGGUCUGGCUUUUACACCUAAACAUCUAAAUAAAUUCAUCUUGACCAAAUGUGUCUUGAUGAAGAAACAGAAGUGCAGAGAAUGAAGAGAAACAAUAAUGGGAAGAAUGGAAGAGAGGAACGCAGAGAGAGAAAGCGACUGCUGAGAAGAGAAAAUUUCCAAGAGUACUAUCUCUUGAUGCAAUUUAUGCAGGAUAUAUGAAAGUUGGAUGGCAGAACAUUAAGCUUGCUUUUGCUCAGAAACCAGGCCUUUAUUUGGUUACCAUAGAUUCCAUGACCACAAGCCACAAUCCUUUGAG